AUUGCUACUUUUUAGCAAAAUGACAAAUAUAAUUUAAUAUUAAGAUAACUUAAGAUAAAUCGAGAAUAUAAAUUAAAUGCUUCUCAAUAUAAGAAAAUGGCUAAAGAAAGUGAUAUGUCAUUAUACAGCGAUGUGCUUGAACCAUUUCGUAGGGUCAUAAACACUGAACCACCAAAAGACAAGUUAUCGGCGUCUACAAAUCUAAACUUUUCUGAUAGUACUCAAUCUAUAAAAGAAGGCCUCUCCAAUCUACUGACAUUUGGUAAAAGAAAGUCGAGUAUCGGUAGUGUAGAUGAUGUGACACCAGAUAAGAGGCUCAGAAGAGACUCAAGUGGUAAUGGAACCACAGCACCACCAUCACCAUGGGAAACAAAACGUUUGAAGAUUGAUCUGAUUGCUGCAAAAGCACAGAUAACCAAAUUAGAAUCUAGAGUAAACCACCAGCAUACUAUACGUAAAGAGAUGCAGAUAUUGUUUGAAGAAGAGAAGGCAUCUCUUAUAGAACAGCACAAGAGAGAUGAAAGAGCUGUCAGUGAUAUGGAAGAUAGGCUGCAGUUGAUACGUAGGCGAGAACAAGAGUUAAAAGAUGAGUUUAAUACGGCCGCCAAAGAGCAUAAAGAUCUUAAAGCAAAUUGGGAUAAAGAGAAGACGGAUCUCCAUAAACAAAUAGCAGAUCUCAAGGAUAAAUUAUUGGAAGCUAAUGUUAGUAAUAAAGAUCAAAUAUCAGAAAUGAAAAAGGACAUGGAUGAAUUGUUACAGGCUCUGGAAGGUGCACAGUCGGAAGUUGAAAUGCUUAAAAAAGAGCUAGUGAAGCAGACAAGUCGUGCCGAACAGUGCACUCAGUUGAAGAAUCAACUGGAGAAACAGAACUUUGAAUUCCAACAAGUGACCUCGAAAUUAAAGGAGCUUGAAUAUGAAAGGGAUUCUUAUAAAGACUGGCAGACUCAGUCUAAGACAGCCCAAAAACGUCUUUGCAAUAUGGCCGAACUUGAAAAGGAAGUGACGCGUCUCCGAGCCAAUGAGCGUUCGCUUCGUGAUGCGAUUUGUAAUAAGUUGUUGCUGGAGGAACAAGUUCAUCAACUCACUUCCAGAGUUGAAGCUCUUCAACCUGUUCAACUGGAGUUGCAUGAGGCUAAGGUGAAGUUGUCGAGUGUCGAGUCUCAGUUGGAGUCGUGGAUGAGUGCGGCGCGCGCGCACGGCGUGGAGUCCGCGGGCGCGCUGCGCGACGCGCUGGAGUCCGCGCUCGGAGCGCAAAUCACCGCCACCGCGGACUCCACGCAGGCGCAGUCGGCCCUCGCGCACCUCACCGAGGAAGUGGCGACAUUGAAAUACGAACGCGACAAGGCCACAGGAAAGUUGAAUGAUCUCACAACGGUACGCAAAAACCAGGAGAGUCUCAUACACAGACUGCAGAAGCGAUUGCUAUUAGUUACUAGGGAAAGGGAUAGUUAUAGGCAACAACUAGACUGCUAUGAGAAAGAGUUAACGGUGACACUGUGCGGGGAGGAGGGCGCCGGUAGCGUCGCCUUGCUGUCGGCGCGCGUACAGCAACUAGAGAAGAGCCUUCAGGGAUACAGAGACCUGAUUGCCGCUCACGAUCCUCAUGCGCAUUCCAAAGCUCUGGAGAGUCUCCGCAACGAAGUGACGCGAUGGCGCGAGGAGGCGGAGGGCGCGCGGCGUGACGUCACCAAGCUGCGGACACAGCGCGACCUGCUCACCGCCAGCCUCGAGCGGAUCGGUCCUCAGACGAAGGUGCUACACUUAACGAACAACCCUGCGGCAGAAGCACAAAAACAAAUAUCAAAAGAAUUAGAAGCCGCCCAGGAAGAGAUAAAGAAGUUGAAGGUUGCUCUACGCGAGGGAGGGGCUCAGGCGGACCCCGAGGAGUUGCAACAGAUGCGACAGCAGUUGGAGAACAGUCGAAUUAAGCUUAAGAGAAUGAAAGAAGAGUUCACGUCUUCCGCUCAAGAAUACAGAGACGUUUGUUACAUGCUCUUAGGGUAUAAAAUUGAUCGCACUGGGCAUAAAAAUUACAGGAUAUCGAAUAUGUACGCGGAGUCGUCCGAGGAAUAUUUGACGUUUACCCUGUGCGACGACGGCAUCGAGAUGGUCCACACCGACUACUCGGAGACUCUGGGCGAUCUGCUGGACCUGCAUCUGCACCAGCAUCAGUCCAUACCCUUGUUCCUCAGCGCUCUCACCAUGGAGCUCUUUACGAAAACCACAAUCCAACACGCGAUCGAAUAGAUUUUUUUAUGAAUAUCAGUAAUACCGUAGAUUGGGGUGAAUCGGGACCCUUUCCAAAUCCAACACAAAUUUUCAAUGGUUUUUCUUAGCGUUAUUAUACAUAGUUCAUUACAAUAUAUACACAAAAACUGAAAAAACUAGCUUCACCGUAUAACAGUAUGGAGACAAUAGUUUUUCGAUAGGGCUGGCACUAUUUAGUUGUUAGGUAGGUACCUAACUUUAGGUAAUUAACUUUUUAAUAUCUUUAAUGAGUUAACAAA
This is a messenger RNA of Bombyx mandarina (wild silkworm), 2507 nucleotides long. It is a transcript of the gene Mad1, whose product is annotated as Mitotic arrest-deficient 1. The record is from RefSeq and is a predicted model, not a curated record. Gene Ontology annotation, cellular component: kinetochore; nuclear envelope; mitotic spindle. Gene Ontology annotation, biological process: attachment of mitotic spindle microtubules to kinetochore; mitotic spindle assembly checkpoint signaling. Lineage: Eukaryota; Metazoa; Arthropoda; Insecta; Lepidoptera; Bombycidae.